UCGCCCGAAUAUACAUAAAUUGUAAGGCAAAACAAAUCUGGACGUCCAGUCACGUAGGGGCAAGCAGAUAACGCCCAAAGCUCUUAACAUUAGACCCGCCCGCAGUUCAAGGUCACUUAUUAAUGGCUCUCUCACUCCCUUUUACAGGUACCAACACAGCUCCACAGAAUGCAACUCCUUAGCCUGUCCCUGUUGCUGCUGCUGCCGGCCUUCCUUAGCGCCGAGCUGUGCAACGUGAAGCCCGAUAAUAAGUAUCUGGAGAAGCGCGUGAGACUGUACCACGGACAGCAGAACUUUGCCGUAUCCAUGCUGGAUGUGAUCCGCACAUCGACGCCCAACGACAACGUCUUCUUCUCGCCGUACAGCACCUACCAUGCCCUGCUGCUGGCCUACUUUGGCUCCUCGGGCGAGACGGAGCAGCAGCUGAGAAGCGUCCUGAAUCUGGACUGGGCCGAGUCCAAGGAAAUGGUGCGCAGCGCUUACAGCAUGGAGAAGCGGAACCGCGAGGCCAGGUCUAAAAAGUCGCCCCUGGAGUUCUCGUCGGCAGAUCGCAUGUACUUUGAUCAGGAAACGCAGCUGGCCAGCUGCUUGGAGAACCGCUUCAGCGAUGAAAUUGUGAAGCUGGACUUCAAGGGCAAGCCCGAGGAGUCGCGCAUUCAGAUCAAUGACUGGAUAGCCGCCGAGACUCACAAUCAGAUCAAGGAUAUGCUCGCACCGGGCGACAUCGAUGCCCGCACCCAACUGGCGCUGGCCAAUGCUGCGUACUUCAAGGGCCAGUGGGUCAGCAAGUUCCAGGUCAACAACACCGCCCAGAUGCCCUUCUAUACGUCCAGCGCGAACCUCUCGCUGGUGCCCAUGAUGCAGCAGAAGGGCACCUUCCUGCACAAUGUGGAUGAGCAGCUGCGCGCCCAUGUCCUGCAGAUGCCCUUCCGCACAACCUUUGACGAGGCCGAGGAGGAUGAGGAGACUAAGUCCGACAUGUCCAUGGUGGUGGUGCUGCCGCCCUUCAGUAGCGGAUCCCUGGAGGAUGUUCUGUCCCGCCUGAAUGCCACCACGCUGGAGGAGUCGCUCAACAAUGCCAUGCCACGUGAGAUCGAGGUGUCGAUACCCAAGUUUGAGUUCGAGCAGCGUCUGGAAUUGGUUCCCAUACUCGCAAAAAUGGGAAUCACCAAGAUAUUCGAACCGACUGCCACAUUCCAUGACUUCACAGAGCAGAGCGUUUCCUUUGGUGAUGCCAAGCAUCUGGCCAAGAUCAAGGUCGAUGAGGAGGGCAGCACGGCGGCGGCUGCUACCGUUUUGGUCAGCUAUCGCUCGGCCCGACCCAUCGAACCCACCAAAUUCGAUUGCAACCAUCCGUUCGUGUUCCUCAUCUGGGAUCACGCAUCCAGGGCGAUCCUCUUUACGGGCAUCUAUCGCGAUCCCAAGACACUAAAGCAGUAAAUUCGCGAUCCUUCGUUUCCUUGUUAUUUCCUAAUUAACCCCAACCAAAUUCUGUCUCGACUGUAAAUGACGAUGUAAACGUUUAAUUACUAUACUUAUUUGUACGAUAAUAAAUUAUACCAAUAACAA
Molecule: messenger RNA, 1569 nt
Organism: Drosophila subobscura
Lineage: Eukaryota; Metazoa; Arthropoda; Insecta; Diptera; Drosophilidae
Product: serine protease inhibitor 88Ea
Exons: 2
Coding region: 169-1440 (423 amino acids)
Molecular function (GO): serine-type endopeptidase inhibitor activity
Source: RefSeq, a predicted model, not a curated record